ACAGCAGCAGACACCGGGAGCCUGCGCGACGUCAGAAGUUCACAGUCGGUUCCUGCUUUUUGUGGAUUCUGGAAAUUUCGGCGCCGUCGACAACAGCGACAGGUCGCCUCAUCGUGCGCAGUAAUCAUGGCAGAAGCCCACCAGGCGGUGGCCUUCCAGUUCACGGUCACCCCAGAGGGCAUUGAUCUGCAGCUGUCCCACCAGGCCCUCACUGAGAUCUACCUCUCUGGUGUACGUUCCUGGAAGAAACGUGUCAUCAGACUCAAGAACAGCGUGAUAACAGGAGUGUACCCUGCUAGUCCUUCGUCUUGGCUUUUUGUGGUCAUAGCGAUCCUGGCUACCAUGUACACUCGCUCCGACCCCUCCAUGGGACUCAUAGCCAAGAUACAGGAGCACCUGCCAGUCAGCCAGUCGAUGAGUACCCAGUGCCAGGCCGUGUUGUCAGCGGUGCUCUUCAGCACCAUGCUCUGGCUCUUGCUCAUCUUUACCAUGCGCCUGUGCCUCAAGCAGCUCCUCUCUUACCACCGCUGGAUGUUUGAGCAGCACGGCAAGAUGUCCACCACCACCAAAGUCUGGGUGGCGCUGGUGCGGAUCUUUUCUGGCAGGAAGCCUCUGCUCUACAGCUACCAGGGUUCGUUGCCAAACCUGCCUGUGCCCACCGUCAAGGACACAGUCAAGAGGUACUUAGAAUCAGUCCGCCCACUCAUGGAUGAUACAGAGUAUGAACGCAUGACCAAGCUGGCUGCAGAGUUCGAGAGCAGUCUCGGGAACCGCCUGCAGUGGUACCUCAAGCUCAAAGCUCUCUGGGCCGCAAACUACGUUAGCGACUGGUGGGAGGAGUAUGUUUAUCUACGAGGACGAAGCCCAAUCAUGGUCAACAGUAACUACUAUGGCAUGGACUUCUUAUACGUGACUCCAACACCCAUCCAGGCAGCCAGGGCAGGCAACAGCAUCCAUGCAUUCUUCCUGUACCGUCGCAAACUCAACAAAGAAGAGCUCAAGCCUAGUCGUAUACCCGGCACUUCCAUUCCUCUGUGUGCAGCUCAGUGUGAGAGGAUAUUCAACACCACACGCAUUCCUGGAGAGGAGACCGACACUGUGCAACACUGGCAGGACAGUGACUACGUAGUGGUGUACCACAGAGGUCGCUACUUUCGUCUCAAGGUGUACCAGGCCGGCAGACUUCUGUCUCCAAGGGAGAUUGAAUUCCAGAUUCAGAGGAUCCUCGAUGACUCCUCACCUCCUUCCAAAGGAGAGGCCAAACUCGGAGCCCUAACCGCUGGAGACAGAAUACCAUGGGCUAAAGCCAGGACGCAGUAUUUCAGCAGUGGGAUCAAUAAACGCUCUCUGGACUGCAUUGAGAGAGCCGCCUUUUUUGUGACCCUGGAUGAUGACGAACAGGGCAUGAUGGGAGAUGAGCCAGCAACUAGUUUAGAUCGCUAUGCCAAGUCCUUGUUGCAUGGCAAAUGUUACGACAGGUGGUUUGAUAAGUCCUUCACAGUUGUUUACUACAAGAAUGGAAAGAACGGUAUAAAUGCAGAGCACUCAUGGGCUGAUGCACCAGUGUUGGCACACUUAUGGGAGUACACGCUGGCCACCGACAGCUUCCAGCUCGGCUACAACGCUGAGGGUCACUGCAAAGGAGAUGUGGAUUCAUCACUGCCCCGACCACAGAAGCUGAAUUGGGAAAUCCCUCCAGAAUGUGAGGAGCAGAUCUCUCAGUCUCUGGCAGUGGCCCAGGCCCUCGCUGAUGACGUGGACUUCCAUGUUUUCUCCUUCCGAGACUUCGGCAAAGGGAAGGUCAAGAGGUGUCGAGUCAGUCCAGAUGCCUUCGUUCAGAUGGCUCUUCAGUUGGCUUACUACAGGGAACGGAGGACUUUCUGUUUGACAUACGAAGCCUCCAUGACCCGUCUGUUCAGGGAGGGCAGGACCGAGACUGUUCGCUCCUGCACCAAUGAGAGUAGUGCCUUUGUCCGAGCGCUGGAGGGUGGAGAGGCAGCAGAUGUGUGCAGACGUUUGUUCCGUGCAGCGUCAGAAAAGCACCAGCAGCUGUACCGCAUGGCUAUGACUGGAGGUGGCAUCGACAGACACCUCUUCUGCCUCUACGUGGUGUCCAAAUACCUCGGAGUGGAGUCUCCUUUCUUGAAAGAGGUGCUGUCUGAGCCGUGGAGGCUGUCGACAAGCCAGACUCCAGUCCAGCAGGUGGAGCUGUUUGACAUGGUCAACCACCCAGAGUACAUCUCCUGUGGAGGGGGCUUUGGACCAGUGGCUGAUGAUGGUUAUGGGGUGUCCUACUACAUUUUGGGAGAGAACAUGAUUAACUUUCACAUCUCGUGCAAACACUCAUGUCCAGACACUGACGCCCACAAGUUUGGUGAUCAGAUCAGAAAAGCCCUGCAUGACCUCAUACAUCUGCUGGGCCCCAACCAAAAAGAGCCCAGCAAAACAGAAGAGAGUCGACCCGAAGUCAAGAAAGACCAGUAGAUUCUUAAUCCAAGGACAAGGAUGCUGAAGGGAAGGUGUGCCAACAUAUAAGUUACAUUUUAAAGUGAGGUAGGCAGGUGUUUGUUCCUCAUGCCAAGCAGGGUAUUCAAAAGCGAGCUCCAUGGGAAAACUGAUCGCAAUGGAGGGUGAUAUUUUUACUGAUAUGCAUCUGUAUUCGUGUGUUUAUAUUAGCUGUGUGAUGGGUGUGUGGAAGGACGAAGAAGUGGGUUUAUGGGUUUAGUUUUAACAAUCAAAUCAUUUGAAAAAUAUAAUCCUUUAUAUAAAAAAGUCAUUGUUGUGAGAUUUUGAACUAUUGUUUGAAUUUGAUUAUUAGAAAAAACGCUCUGUAUGCAUUGCACCAGUCAGCGUUAGGGUAGAAAAUCCUAACGUCACCUUACUGCAGGGAAUAAUUUAAUACAAUUUCAAGUGCAGUAUGUUUUGAGACGAUUGAGGAAGCCACUCUUUGUGCCACUGUUGUUGGAUUUGUUUAGAAAUUGCAGUUGGAAGUGUCUUGAUUGUCAGAGCAUCAGCUAUAGUGAAAACAUGCAGGACUUUGGAGAGGAUUUCAUUUUCUACCAUCUGAAUGCAACAUUGCUGUAACAGUGACACCGGGUAUUUUAAAAUCUUGGAAGUCUGGGACUUCUCAGUGUUUACUCAAUAUGUAUAAAUCUGCUUUUUACAUACAUGAUUGUAAUGCUGUGCUGAGAGUCAGCUGUUUAUAUAUGCAGUGAAAUUACAUGACUCAAUUCCAUUCCUGUCUGACAGGUAUUAUAUUCAGUGCCAACUUACCCACUACGGUUUUUUUUUCAAACAUAUUCAAACUACAUACAAAUACUGUUGGUCAGUUUUCCUUUAAGUGGUCAGUAGGCAUUUCACAUUCAAUGAGUUAAAAACUGUAUUCUCACAAACUCCAGUUAUUUCACUGCCAUAAAACAGUUUAUUUUCUUUUUAUUCUUACCACUGUGUUAAACAAACACUACAACAAUGCAAGCUGUAUUUAUGAACAUGUGCGAUUAUACAGUCACAAGCAGCGCUGCAGGACAGAUGUGGUUUAGAUGUUCAGUGUGAUACAGUGACACGGAGUUCUUUCAUUCUCCACUGGUUACUGCCUUCUUUUGUUGUCACUCCAGAUCAGAUCAGCUUGUCUCAUUAUAUUGCUAUUGUGAGCCUUUUUAAUGCGAUAUUAAGAGGGAACAUAAAGACAUUCUUAAAGAAAA
Stegastes partitus (bicolor damselfish) is the source of this 3701-nucleotide messenger RNA. RefSeq names its product carnitine O-palmitoyltransferase 1, liver isoform. The record is from RefSeq and is a predicted model, not a curated record. The coding region runs from base 127 to 2484 and encodes 785 amino acids. Gene Ontology annotation, cellular component: mitochondrion. The transcript has 19 exons. NCBI's taxonomy places the organism in Eukaryota, Metazoa, Chordata, Actinopteri, Pomacentridae. Gene Ontology annotation, molecular function: carnitine O-palmitoyltransferase activity. Gene Ontology annotation, biological process: carnitine metabolic process; fatty acid metabolic process.